AUGUCACGUCAGAAUGAGCUGUCCAGAAAUGUUGUAGUUCGUUCGGCCCUGUGAAGUGCCUGAUUCCCGAGCCUUAUCGGGCGGAAUUGUGCAACCUUCUUCGCUAACCGUGACACCUAUUGCAAUCUAACAAAACCCCUUUCCGACUAGUAUGCUUUCUCGUCGGCAGGGAUAUUGUCCACCUCGACAAUAUCUUAUUCCUGACUCCUAUGAGCUUGACUCUAACUUCAGGCUAAUGUCCACGAAAUGGCUGAUUCAGAUCGCAGGUUCGGCGAAUGUAGAGCAAAUGGUCGUUGUCGUUCAGACCCGUCAAUAUGUGCACUUUUGCGAAGGUUCUUUUCAGCAUGGUUCAGCUUCACCACCAUUUGCAACGUCUCACGCAAAUUCUCAGCGGCCACAACCUUCUGGUUGCUCUAUGAUUGGGUUAUAAGCAUGGGAGAUGAGAUCGAGCUCAUAUGGACCUCUGCCAAUACUACACCGAAAUUUCUGUACUUUAUUUCACGGUAUUUCGGACUGGUCACACAGUUUGUCUAUGUAACGGAUGCUAUGCCUCUUUACUGUCGCACUCAGCUCAUAUUUCGCACCUUCACAUAUUAUGUUCUUCACGUAAGUGUUGAGCUUAGCCUGUUAAUCAGGAUCUAUGCCCUAUGGAAUCAAAGCAAAAAAGUGGCGAUAAUUUUGGCUAGUGUUUUCGGACUAGUGCAGGCGGCGAAUAUCGUCAUGCUUGUCAUCGCUGAGACAGUCAUGAUAGGCCCCCUUGUACCGUAUCCAAGCAAUUGGCCCAUAAAUGGCUGCUUCGUACUCUCUAAUCCGAGAUUCUUUCGGGCUUGUUGGAUUCCCAUUCUUGUAUUCGAGACGCUCCUGUUCGUGAUGAACACGAUGAAAUGCCUUUCGUACAGGCCGCUUUCUCGUACACCUCUAGUCGUUCGCCUGUUCCGUGACGGGACGAUAUACUAUGCCUUGAUGUGCGUCGUAUUACUUCUACGCACGUUUUCGCAAUAUCGCUCGAACUUGUUGUCUAAUUUCGUCACCGACACAUUCAUGACAGCAGUAUUCUCGUAUGCGGGUUCAGCAUUGAUGCUCAGCAUCCGUUCACUUGCCGCGGAGCGUGAUCGGCUAACCAAUAUCAUCCCUAAUCUUUCGGAAAUUACGCCCAUCGACCCGGCUGUCUCUGGCAUGCCUUCAAUGAAACGACCGAUACAGGGGAGGCCCUUGUCGCAAAAUUGUGUACCUCAUGGAGAGCCGGUAUCGUCAACGGCGCAGGAUACAUCCUCACACUGUCAUAUCGAGGAAACCCGUAGAUCCUUUGAUAUCCACAGCAGCCCCGCUGUUUUACAAGACAUCAGCGCAGUCGCCAGGACACGUGAUGAUCACAACAAUGCCUCAGUCGUAGUGGAGAUGGGAUAUUCAAGAGACACAAUGAGUCUUGAGUAUCCUAAAUGGAAAAGCACGUCAUGGCUCGACGACUGGAACGUGCAAGGCUAGGCAUAACUACAGGUUUUCGUGUGCAUAUAGGGUUUUUUUGGUUUCGUGCUUCCCGUGACGUUCCUUGCUCUCGUUCGCUCUUCACCUGCUUUCGUUUUGUAUAUCGAUCUCACAGUUGGCUUCGUCUCUGUUGAGUAAUUCUGGAUGGGGUUAAAUUAUGUGCAAGAACAUGGACACACAUACUCCAUUUUUUCCAUAUCCACACGUGGGGUCAGGGUGACAGCAAAGGAAAUGAAAUAUAUAUAUAGCAUUUAGCCUGUAGUACCAAGAGAGGGGGAAUUUACUCGCAUUAAACUUGCUCAGGCC
This is a messenger RNA of Somion occarium, 1791 nucleotides long. Lineage: Eukaryota; Fungi; Basidiomycota; Agaricomycetes; Polyporales; Cerrenaceae. The record is from the annotation of a GenBank genome assembly.